Messenger RNA from Exophiala dermatitidis NIH/UT8656, 2556 nucleotides. RefSeq lists its product as uncharacterized. Lineage: Eukaryota; Fungi; Ascomycota; Eurotiomycetes; Chaetothyriales; Herpotrichiellaceae. Gene Ontology annotation, molecular function: protein binding. Gene Ontology annotation, biological process: chromatin remodeling. The record is from RefSeq and is a predicted model, not a curated record. The transcript has 5 exons. Gene Ontology annotation, cellular component: RSC-type complex. Bases 208 to 2100 code for a protein of 630 amino acids.
GGGAGAUUUGCAGGAUGCAGUGAACGCCGCGAGGAUGGGAUAAUUGAUGCGCAUACCGCAGCCUCGCAGUCCGUUCUUUUGGCCAGUGAAUCCAAGGUGUCUACUGUGUGUCCGGCGUUGUAUUGACCUAUUCUGCACCUGAUGGUGGCUCUCGCUGCCGUGCAGACCCCGAAUCCCACCCCCAUCGGCCAAAUUUGAGAGGCUGCGAUGAGCAGCUCAAAGCGCAGAAGCGGCCCUGCAGGCUUGAUCGAUGACUUUGCGGCCACGCCAGAUCCCAAGCGACGCAAGCGUAACGACGACACCCACUAUCCCGACUUCGAGACUCGAGAGACAACCACAGAACUCGGGUUAAAACUGGUCAGACAGCUGAAAAUAUCCAAAGACAAGAGUGGCCGCAAUGUCGCCGUUCACUUCAUCGACCUGCCUAGCAGGGCCGACUAUCCCGACUACUAUCAGCAGAUUGCCAUGCCACUGUCCUUGAACAUGAUCGAGCAGAGGCUGGAGAAUCGUGAAUAUGAGACCAUGGAACAGCUGGAAUCGGAUUUAAAGAGAAUGGUGCAGAAUGCAAAGGACUACAACCAUAGCAAAUCGCCCAUUUUCGAAGACGCAGAACGUAUCCGAAAGGCAUUGUCGAAUUUCAUGCCCAAACAUAACCCGGCAUACCUACGACCGGACUACCGUGCCUAUCCCACGCCCAUUCCGCAAGACCUCCUCGACCGGCAACGGGCAUCAUCUGCGGUGUCUGAAGCCCAUACACCCACGGAAAAGGUCAAACUGGUAUUUUCCAGAAGUCGUCGGAGUGAGGCAACGCCAGCUACUUUGACUCGGAAGGACUUGAAACAGGAUUACCUGAACUUCCUGAAGGAGUUGUCCGAGCAAGAAGAUGCAAUCAAUUUCGAGGAAAGGGUGUCCAAAAAAGACUAUCCUGAUUAUUACAAGGUGAUCAAGAAGCCCACCUCGAUCUCCGAUGUUCGAGCCUUGGUGGAAAGUGAUGCCAUUCCGGACUGGGAUACAUUGGCAAAGGAGGUUCGCUUGAUUUGGGACAAUGCGAAGGAAUACAACCAGGAAGGAUCCGACAUAUACAUAAUGGCGGAGAAGCUUGAAACAUGGUCAGAACAGAGAAUGCAGUCUCUCGGUGCUGCACCACGCCGAAAUCUCAAGUUGUCCCUGUCGCAACCGAAGCCGAAGGCCCUGAGGCUCACAAUGGGCUCGUCCACUCCAACACCAACUCUUGUGGGCGGCACCAUCGACAGUGAAUCUCUUCGACGCCAAAAAGAAGAGACUGGCCAAGCCCUCAGUCGGGCACGGCGAGCAAGUUCCAGACACGCUCAGGCCAAUGGAUCAACCCCGGUUCCUCCAACUGCUACACCUAGUGUUCGUCGGAGUGUUUCGCAAGUAUCACAAGGAGCAGAGGUCACAGAGCAACCUGAUAUUGUUAUGGCGGAAGCCACUGCUAAUGGCACAGCUACUCCACAACCUCAGGAAGUUAUUCCCAAGGCGUCCCAGACUCCGGCUCCAGCUCCUGUACAGUUACCGACACCUGUAAGGGAAGUUGAUACACCUGCACCAGGGGUUGCCCUGACCAACGGAACCCGUGGCUACGAGCCGCCUGGCUCGCGGCCUGCCCCACACUCGGCUGACGGUACAUCUCCUGUCCCGUUCGAGCGUCGAUUUCGUGACCCCGGCAAAGGCCUCGAGUCUGCACUUAUUGGUUCUGUCAUCUUCAAGACGAAUCCCACUCUUCCCAAUGAUCCGAAAUGGCAACUCGUGCGCCGUGCCUCACCUGUUAGGACCCAGACCACAGGCUUCAUAAGCUUACCGUUCAACUACCGCGACAUUCGAAUCAUCCCAGUGACCACCCCAGAGUUGAAGUCUCGACGACGACAUCGAAUUCUUGUCAUACAUAACACGCAGGUAUAUCGAGAACCCAACUCACCGUUUCCUGGUGCGUACGAUGUGCGACUGUAUCCGGGAGAAAACGUGCUGUCAGUAGAAGUACUCGCAGAUCUCAGAGACGGGGAGCGACGGGAUGCGCCUCCUCAAUUGCAAUUUGACUUUGAGAAGUGCACCUUGAUUGUUAAUCUCGGUUCACGGCCAUGAUGAACACUCGGCUCAGCCUGAGUCAAGGAACUCGUGUUCCAUCUAAUGUUAGAGUGCUCACCAAGGCGUGUUCCUCGGAAGAGACUGCGAGGUGUGUCUUGGGGAGAAUGAGCUGGUUUUCAUCAGCUGCGUGUUGAGCUGCUCACGAUGCUUGGACGAUGCAUGUUUAUGUACGGUCUAUGCAAGUUACCGGGCUCCAUGUCGUCCACGGUUUCGAGAUGAAGGCGUCCUUACCAGGAAAACAACAGGGAUACCCUUGAGCCUGCAGUCAUUGAAUGAUUGUAUUCUAGAAGAACUCUUGUCUGAAGUGAAAGUUCUCUGGCCCUCUGGGGUUCUUUCGAGACCAUUACUUCGUAAACAGGUCCGGAUGGUAAUUUGACUUGACAUUGUUACAACCAAGACUCAAAACGUAUGAGUAUAUUCUCGUUCUAGCUCAGGAUCGCACUUGAGAACCAG